AUGCUGAAUUCUUCUGGCAAACGGCAACGCGAGCAUGAGCUCAACGAGUCUCACGAGCCUGUGAUACAGCAGAAAAAGAAACCGCGUCCUCUCCCGCUUCGCACGUCUCCCGUUUUAAAACAUGCCAGGCCAGAUUCUCGCAACCGUCCUGAACCCUCGUUCCAUGCUGGCUCGACCAUCACACCAAACGAAUCAUCCGACGAUGAUCCCAUGCAGGCAGACUACCCGGAUACCACCCAUACCCGGUAUACAGACCCUUACUCCGGUGCUUUCAACGCCAUGCGGACGCCCUACGCAGAGUCAGAUUCAGAUCUUGAAAUGGCCGAUUCACAGCCGCGGUCCGCAAGCAUGCAGCCCCUCUGGUCAGCCGGCUCUGGGCCUUCAAGACCAGAGAGUAGUCUGGAAUCCCCGAUUCCGUCCUUUCUACUAAACCGUUCUCUGAACGUAAGUGGAGGACGCACUGCCACGCCGAUUUUUAGUCAUUUUACGUCGAACAUGAGUACAGAUUCUAUGAUGGGGGAGAAUAUGUCCUCAACAGGACCUCAGGUUGCCCCUACAGCCCCGACUGUACCUCCAGAUGAGACUGCAUGGUGGCGACGCCGGAGGCUUCCAAGCCCCAUUAGUGAGGACGAAAGCCCAACGAACGCGAAAUGCCCGGAAGGAGUAGCGAACCCCCAUCGGGACCAAGCAGAGGCUUUCCCUAGCGCACACAAUCCAUUUGGGAUUCGAAUCUCAGUCACCCCGGUACGGAAUGAGGCGUCGGCCUCCGGGUCUCUACAUGCCCCAACUGAUUAUUUCACUCCGUUGCCGCAGACAUCGGCCAUCGGGAACCAGGCGAACGUGGGCGUAUCCCUCGGGGAUAUCCAAGUCCAACACGAGCAUUUGAGCGCACCGCCCACUCGCCCAGCCUCCCAGGCGAGCCAGUUGAGCGAGGCGUCGACAGCUGUGCUGCGGCCUCGGAAACUGACCAUUGCCAUGGGGUUCCGGGCAGACUGCGAGAAAUGCCAGCAACGUGUCCCGGGCCACUACAGUCAUAUAAUUCGCAGCUAG
Messenger RNA from Ophidiomyces ophidiicola, 1050 nucleotides. RefSeq lists its product as uncharacterized. The coding region runs from base 1 to 1050 and encodes 349 amino acids. The record is from RefSeq and is a predicted model, not a curated record. The transcript has 2 exons. NCBI's taxonomy places the organism in Eukaryota, Fungi, Ascomycota, Eurotiomycetes, Onygenales, Onygenaceae.